This is a messenger RNA of Plutella xylostella (diamondback moth), 1485 nucleotides long. Its product is annotated as RAB6A-GEF complex partner protein 2. The record is from RefSeq and is a predicted model, not a curated record. NCBI's taxonomy places the organism in Eukaryota, Metazoa, Arthropoda, Insecta, Lepidoptera, Plutellidae.
AAAUUUUGAAACAUUCCUCAAAAAUCUAUGUGAAAAUAAAACUUUGUUGUUUUCUGUAUUAAUUAAAUAACUAAAUACACAGUAAUUGGCUCUAAAAAUAUACAGCGAUAUAUAGUACAAUGAUUGAACUAUCAGCCAAAUUAUCUACGGGAACAGUGUACCUCGCUGGCGAAGCUAUUGAAUGUUGCAUUACUUUCAGCCACACAACUCAACCUGAACACAGGAAUUCCCAAAGCCACAGUGAUAUAUUAGAGAAUCUAGCUUGGGCAUCAGCCCAGAUCCAUUGUUUUUAUUCAACAUCAGGCAGUUCUGGUGAAAAAACUCCUACUGUCGAGAAGACCACCUCCUUAGAAGUCACAUCAUGUGACAUUGGAGAUGUAGUAUUUAAUACAAAACCAAAAAUAUUAUUUUGUGACCUCACCAUCCCACUUGGGGAUUCGAAAACCUUCUGGUACAGAGAGUCUUUGCCAAUAGAGGCCCCACCAUCAUACCGUGGCACUUCAGUCAAAUAUUCAUACAAAAUCACAAUAGCCACACAAAAAGUGAACUCUCACAUAAAAAUGGUGAGAAUACCUUUCAGAGUGUUACCAAUCAGCCCUAUAGUGAACAUGCAGGACCUGGCCAAUCUUUGUGGGAAUGAAACUACUGAGGAGUUGCAGCCAACAAAUCCAUUUUCUGAAGAAAGAAAAGUUGAAACUCCACUUUCUAUGGCUUUGCAAGUUUUACAGAAUCUCACAGCAAGAAGAAGUCCCAACUCGUAUAUGAUUACAAAUACACGAGGCAAAGUGGGUCGGUUUUGCCUUUUCAAGUCAGCUUACAAACUUGGAGAGGAUAUUGUGGGCACUUUCGACUUCUCUGUUGGGACUGUAACUUGCAUGCAGGUAUCAGUGUCACUACAACCUGAGGAGAUUUUAAACACCAGCUCUCCAGCAAAAGUGACAAAGACACCGACAAGCAAAGACACAUCUAGCAGAUCUAUGACUGUGGCCAGAUACCAUGAGGUCACUGUUGGCCUCACACACUCCCAGCUGAUCCUGGCUAUACCCCUGCAUAUUACACCAGCUUUUGAAGCAGAGCAAGUAAGUUUAAGAUGGCGUCUCCACUUUGAGUUUGUAACUACAAAUGAGAAGCUUCUCCCCAACACUGAAGACAGCAACUGGAAUGCCCCUCUCAACGUGCCCAUAGAGACCAUGGUGUGGAACCUUCCAGUGAAGAUAUACUCCACACUGCCCAAACAAAUCACUCAGCAUACAGUGGGCAUGGAUGCUUACACUAUGUAUCUGAAAUAAGUUGUUGGUAUCCAACAUAAGAAUAACUAGUAGGUACAAAUAUUAACGAAACACUAAUAAUAAAGGCUAGGAAGAAGAAUAAGAAGAAUUGAAAAAAUUGAUAACAAUUUUCUAUGUAUUCUAAAUCAAUACACUAUAGUUCUCAGAUGUCUUUUAAAUUAUAAUAGUUUUAUGUUUGUAUUUAUACUUAUUUUUA